AUGGCAGCCAGGGCGGGAUGGACGGUGUGGAUUGCCACGCCUGUCUUCCGCCCUGGGCCAAAGGCAGCCAAACUCCUGUUCGCAUUUGGGGCGUCCCACUCUGCCAGUAUGCGUUCUUGCGAGUCGUCAAUGCAAGUCGUCCAUGAUGUAUUGUACUCUUGCAUGGCAGUCGUGCACUUGGCGCCCGUAUAUAUGUUCAACGCUUGGUUUGUGGUGGUUGUAUUGAAUGCACGAGCGAAUGAUCUGCCAUGGGAUGCUGUCUUUCGGUUGGUGUUCGGCAGAGAAACCUCAGGAGGGGGCCAGCUUGCUCCCAAGUCGUCACCACAGUUUCUUUUCGCCUUAGCCCACCCGCGCAGUAAGGCUUCCAGCUGGCAACGGCGCUCAUUUCAUGCAGACUUCCUGCCAGCAGAGGGGUUCAGGCAUCCUUGGGUUUAG
Ostreobium quekettii is the source of this 435-nucleotide messenger RNA. The record is from the annotation of a GenBank genome assembly. NCBI's taxonomy places the organism in Eukaryota, Viridiplantae, Chlorophyta, Ulvophyceae, Bryopsidales, Ostreobiaceae.